AUGCAACCUGGUCACCCGGACGCGGUGAAGGUGGACGUCUUCCUCGACCUCGGUAACGAGAAGAGCACCAGGGCCUGGCCGAUACUCAAGAGGGCUGCCAGCGACCAGCGGAACCGCGUGGACUUCGUGCUCCACAUUCUGCCGGUGUCCGACGGUCCGAUCGUCUUCUCUACCGCAAAGGGCACCUGA
Molecule: messenger RNA, 189 nt
Organism: Ectocarpus sp. CCAP 1310/34
Lineage: Eukaryota; Phaeophyceae; Ectocarpales; Ectocarpaceae
Source: the annotation of a GenBank genome assembly